AUGCCGACAAAAUCCUUCUCAAGGCAAGUUAUCCAAGCUGGCCCACCUUGCUUCACCGUUGUCACACCUCGGCUAACAAUCUUUCUCUCCCUUCCACAGAUCAUUGACAGCGCCAAAUCUUGGAGAGAGGCCUGGAUUUCCCUUGUAACCUCACAGCUCGGGAUAGCUACUGAAUAUGAAGGCUUAUACGACCCCAUUGUCGGCGCGACCGAUGGCCACGGGAAAGAGAUGACACCGACGCCUGAAUCACAGCUACAGCGCACCCUGAGGCUCUGCGAGGUUUACCGCGAGCUCAAGGACGAGCUGAUGGAGGAAAUUGGCCAGAUAGAACCUCGUGUCAUAAAGCCGGCCACGGAUGCUAGGGAUUGCAUACAGCCUAUUCGCAAGACUAUCAAAAAGCGCGAGAACAAGCGCCUUGACUACGAGAAGCAACAGGACAAAGUGAACAAGCUCGCAAGAAAGUCAGGCAAGACGCCCAAGGAAGAGAAUCAGUUGGUCAAGGCGCAGGAAGACAUGAACAACUUAGCAGAGGAAUUCCACAUUGCGGAUGGACACUUGCGCGAGACGCUGCCGCACAUCGUCAAUGCCGCAUUCAACAUGGUUCCGCCCUUGCUCGGCUGUCACGUUCUUAUACAAAACAAGCUUCUUGGGCUUUACUACACCUUCCUCAACGGUUACUGCGAGGAAGUUGGCUUCCCAUCGCCCCCGCCUCCUAUGGAGCAGGUCGUCGCCGACUGGACCGCCGAUUUCAAGCCAGUUCAAGCUGAGAUGGAACAGAUCGGCUGCGUGUCGCGCGGCAAGGCCAUUCAUAUGUCAAUGCGCCUGCCUACCGAGCAGCCCGAGCAGCCUGGGGCCCGCCGUAUGGCCGCUCCGCCUCAAUCUGACGCCUUGCGCCGCACCUCAACUGGCCUCAUACCCGGCAACGACCCCAAGGGCCGGCUCCAACGCAUGUCCUCGGCGCCAGCGCCCCCGCCGCCAGCCCAGCCUUCCCCGCGCCCGGGUCUCGGCGGCGCCCACCUCCGCGCUACAGACUUUACGACCGCAACGGCGCUUGGUGAGCCGUCCUCGGCACCCCUUGUCGUUCGUCCAAGAACGCAGGGUCCGGUCGACUAUUUUGGCCACGACCGGCCUUCGCACUCGCCAGCCGGCACACCGGGCGGCUACAGCCACCCACAACCCCAUCGCCAGCCAUCAUCAUCCAGCAUCAGCGCCGCUUCUAUCGCGGCCAAGAAGAAGCCCCCGCCGCCGCCCCCGCCGAAACCGCGCAUCCCCGCCGCAAAACCGCCGGACGAGUUUGUGGUCGCCAUGUUUGCGUUCCCGGGACAGGGCAAGGGUGAUUUGUCAUUCCAGGCCGGCGACCGGAUCAGGGUCAUCAAAAAGACCCAGACGGCUGACGACUGGUGGGAGGGCGAGGUUGGUGGGCGUAAGGGCAGCUUCCCUGCUAAUUACUGCCAGCCUGCUUGA
Pyricularia pennisetigena is the source of this 1464-nucleotide messenger RNA. RefSeq lists its product as uncharacterized. Gene Ontology annotation, biological process: actin cortical patch localization; endocytosis; plasma membrane tubulation. The transcript has 2 exons. Gene Ontology annotation, cellular component: actin cortical patch; Rvs161p-Rvs167p complex; medial cortex. The record is from RefSeq and is a predicted model, not a curated record. Gene Ontology annotation, molecular function: protein binding; lipid binding. The coding region runs from base 1 to 1464 and encodes 487 amino acids. NCBI's taxonomy places the organism in Eukaryota, Fungi, Ascomycota, Sordariomycetes, Magnaporthales, Pyriculariaceae.